GCGAAGCUGGAGACCGCUCGGCGAGGGCGCGGGGCGCUGCGCGACCGCGGGGGCCCCGGGCCGGCCGGUGCGGCUGCCGCUGGUCUCCGCCCCCCACCCCGCCCCCCCCCUCGCGCCCAGGGCGGAGGCGCCGACCCCGGCGGAUCUGGGCGGGAGGCGCCAGCCGCCGAGGGAGGGGCGCGCCGAGGGUGGGCGGCUCGCCGUCGGUCCCGGUCCGUCGCGGCGCCGUCCCGAGUCUCCGCGGCGAGGGUGGGCAGGGCUGUCCCGCUUCGGGGGAAAGAGCAGGGACGCCCCGCGCCCGCCGCCCCGCAGAGCCCGGCCCCGAGCCCCACCCCGCCGAGCUGCGCGCGGGCCGGCCGGGGACGCGGAGCAGCCCCGGGGAAUGAGGCGGCCGCAGCCCCUGGCGCCCCUCCGCGUGUGCGCCGCGUCCCUCGCCCGCCUGCCCCGCGGGCCCCCCCCCAUGGCGGCCCGGUGGUUCAAGGAGUUCCCGCUGAACCUGAAGACGGCGUCUGAGCGCGCCCGGCCCGGUGGCGGCGGCGGCCGACUGCGCAAGAACUCGGAGGCGGGCGGCGCCGGGCCGGCCCCGGCCAAGGGCCGCAAGAACUCGGCGGCCGAGCUGGGGAGCGGCAGGGCCGGCGUCGGCGCCCCCAGGGACAGCCGGCCGCCCCGGGACAGCCUGCAGGGCCUGAUCCAGGCCGCGGCGGGCAAGAGCCGCAAGAACUCGCGGGCCGCGGAGGACGAGCCGCCCCGGGGCGCGGCCAGGAGCGCGGGCUGCGGCACCUACAUCAGCAGGCUCAUCAAGGUGGACACUCAGGAGAAGAACGGCGGCGGCGGCGGCGGCAGCGGCUCUUCCUCCGCGUCCUCCUCUCCCGCCUCGCUGGGCCCCGGACUGGACAAGGGCAGGCCCGGGAAGCAGCCGGACACGGUCAUCAUUUUGGAAGACUAUGCUGACCCUUAUGACGCCAAACGGACGAGAGGCCAAAGGGACGCAGAGAGGGCAGGAGAAAAUGACGGCUACAUGGAACCCUACGAUGCGCAGCAAAUGAUAACAGAAAUCCGGCGCCGAGGUUCCAAGGACCCCGUGGUGAAGGCCCUUCAGCUGCUCGACGGUCCCUGCGAGUCGGGAGAGAAUAGCGCGAAAGCGGAGACUGCAGCCAAGAGACGGGGCUCCAAGGAGCUGGUGGGGAAGCCCCCCCAGCUGUACGACACGCCCUACGAGCCCCCCGACGGGGCCCCCGAGCGGAGGGCGCGGCUGCCCGCGGAGGACGAGCGGCCGGCCGCUGAGUACGAGCAGCCGUGGGAGUGGAAGAAGGAGCAGCUCGCGCGGGCGCUGUCAGUUCAGUUUGAGGGCUCGGACUGGCCGUCCGUCAAGGAGGACCCGGCGAAGCAGCAGCAGCGGCAGAAGAGCUGGACCCAGAAGGUCCUGAAGCCGGUCGGCCCGGACCACGGCGAGGGCGAGAAGGUGGCCCCGGGCCUGCCGCUGGGGAAGCAGCCUUGGUAUCACGGCGCCAUCACCCGCGCAGAGGCCGAGAGCCGACUCCAGCCCUGCAGAGAAGCUGCUUAUCUGGUCCGAAAUAGCGAGUCAGGGAACAGCAAAUACUCCAUCGCCCUGAAGACUAGUCAAGGGUGCGUCCACAUCAUAGUGGCCCAGACCAAAGACAGCAAGUACACGCUGGAUCAGACGAGCGCCGUCUUCGACAGCAUCCCCGAGGUGGUGCACUAUUACUCCAACGAGAAGCUGCCCUUCAAGGGAGCAGAACACAUGACCUUGCUCUACCCCGUGCACAGCAAGGGCCACUAAGGUCCAGCCAGCAAGAGCCCUGGCCAGGCCCCUCCCCCUGAGCAGGGCAUCAGCCCCAACCAGCACCUGGGGACAGAACUGGACUUCCCCACAGGGAUCGGUGGGAAGUGGGAGUCUCUACCUAGAAGGCAAAAAUCUUUGGCCUGACAGCCGUUCCGCGACACUUGGCUACUGACCUGUUGCUUUUCUACAAAAAGAAAUCAUAAUUCACCAGCUGCCUCUGCUCUCUGGAGUAGGUGUUCUGUUUGUGGGGGUACUUUCAGGAAAGGUAAGUCAAGAGUCCAGGAAUAUUAACACUAGGUGUUCCCUGGAACACGUAGGCGCUAAGCAAACCCACAAAAAAUGCAGCUGGCUUUAUGCAGGGCAAUAAAACUUGAUCACGUGGACCAGAAGAGCGUGUGCCACGGACCCCUUCCCGGGGACAAGCACGAAUAGUGGAAAACACGUGGAUAUGGAGGACUCGGGGAAGGCGUCCUGGUUCAGCUCCGGAGUCCACGCAAAUUCACAGCCCCAAUGAGAGUAUGUGGGUGGUCAGCCUUCAAAGAAAGUUUUGUUUUCUCAGUCUCUAGGGACUUUCCCAUCAUCUUUACUAUGUAUGUAAACAGGAAGGAAGGUGCCCCCAGAUUAAGAAUCAGCAACAGAAAUUAAACAUCAGCAUCAUUAUAAUUCUGAGUUAUAGAAUAAAAUAAUGAUUUCAUUUCUGAUUUUUUAAAAAAUCUGAAAAAUGUGCAAAACUCAGCAGCUGUUUCCUUACAGAAUACUCAUUCGGAACUUUGGAUGUCUUCGGGGUUCACCUUCCGGCAUUCCUGUGGUUAGGGAACAAGUUUUAACUUGUGCCCCCGGUUAGAUUUGCUUUGUAUUUUUGGAGUAAAUUUUUAGUACAUACAUCCCUGCCCCUCGGAGCUGAGUGCCUGUCCUGUGCAAAUCAGACCCGUUCUCACCGCACAAAACCGUCUUAAAGAGACAGUUCCUGCUUCACAUAUUAUAUUAAUAGUCAUAGUAGCGUUCUCUUUAUGGUUCACUGUGAGCUUUGGUUGCCAGUUCACUUACUGUGAAAAAAAGUAAGUAAGAACCCCUGAGAAUGGCAUUCCGGGAAGGGCCCCUGCCCAGUGAGCGGCCGACAGUCCCCGAGCAGUGGCGUCCGUGGUCUGGCCUUGCUGGUGGCCCCAGGCUUGGACCACAACAUCCCUGAAGAAUUCACUGUUGUUGCCUCUGUUACAGACACACAAAAGGUUGAUUUGGUUCAAUUUUAGAAAAGCCUGUCCUUCGAGCUCCUAGUCACCGUUCUGCUGUUAUGAUUUACACAUUAGUAGACACUUGCUUUUCUGUUAAGGUUGUAGCCAGAUGGUCAUGUGAUCUUUGAUUUAAAAAAUGGGAGGGGAACCUUUUCUUACUGAAUCUCAAUGAUUUUAUUAAUAGAGUGUCUGUUUUUUAAAAUACUGAUAGAAUUUUUUAAAUGUGCAUUGGUUCAUGUGACAUCUUAUUAUAAGAUUUUUUUAAAAAGCAUUUUUAGCACCUGUAGUUCCAAUUCCAUUCAACAAAUAUUUAUUAUCUUCCAUAUACAAAUAAUUCGUUUAUUAUUAAACUUAUUUUUAGUUCAGCAUUCUAGAAGUGAACCUGAUUUUUGACUUAAACCUAUCCUACGAAAUAUAGCAGUUACCCUAAUCUUGAUGCCAAAAAGCUCUGCAGCCUUUCUCUGUGCACUCUUGAUGGUUUUUGGCGGACACCCAGCAGCCGUGAUGAACAUAUAAUGAGACUUGACGGCAGACCUGAUGCGUUAACCUGUUCAUGAAGCUUCCAUCGUGUGCUUUCUCUGCACUGUUUUCCCGUGACAUUGUGUCCUGUUCUUUGUGGAGAUGUGGAGUCUGCAUGUGGUCCAGACCCUUCUCACCACGUGGGGGGUGGAGGAAGAAGAAAGGUCUAGAAGGAGCUGAGCUGCCAUUUUCUCCCUGAGGCCGAGUCGCCAGCAGCCGCAGAGGCCUCACCAGCAGCAGGUACCUGUGCUCUGAAAACAGGCCGGGCAGGUGUCCCUCGUCCCUCAUGCUUCCUCAUGGGGCCUCCAGGGCCACUUAUCCAAACCCCUGUGACGCCUUUCCUCUCUGAGCUCUGAAUGCUUGGGCUUUCUGUCAUUUUGCCCUGGUCCACGUGUUUUCCCAUAGUCUCCGUACUUCUCCGUUACCUCUGUCUCCCACAAUCUUCUCCGAUUCCUGCUGAAGAGUAUACUGCCCUUUAGCAACCCCUUGCCUGGAACAUGGCUCCCCAGACCCCCCUCCCGGGCUCCUUCUCCAGCACACCCCUUCUUAACAAAUGCUCUGCCCGGCUCAGGAGACAACUUUAUUUCGUUGCUUCUUCUCAGGCCUGUGGGACAUUUCCGUCUACUUUGCUGCUGUAGUGGUUUCCACCAGGGUGGACUCCAGCCAGUGGAGUGUCUAUUUAAACAAGGAAUAGAAUAGUGGAGCGGUGUUAUUAUGUAUAAUAGAGGAAAAGGUCGGGGCGCCUCGGCGGCUCAGUCAUUGAGCAUCCACUUUCGGCUCUGGUUAUGGUCCCAGGGUCCUGGGACUGAGUCCCGCAUCGGGCUCCCUGCUCAGCGGGGAGCUGGCUUCUCCCUCUGCUGUUCCCCCUACUUGGGCUCUCUCUCUUCCUGCAAAUACAUAAAUCUUUUUUAAAAAGAAAAGAAAAGAAAAGAAAAAGGGAAAUAAGAGGCACCCGAGUGGCUCAGUUGGUUACGUCCGACUCUUAAUUCCCGCUCAGGUGCUGAUCUCAGGGUCAUGAGACUGAGCGCAGCGUGGAGUCCGCCAGAGUUCCUCUCUCUCCCCUUGGCCCUCCUGCUACUCGUCUCUUUCUCACUCUCUCAAAUCGUUCUUUUAAAUGAAAAUACUGAUGUGCCGACUGUCUUUGGGGAGAGGAGUGUCCUUUUAAGUGACCCAGAGUACUUUCUCAGGCAUUUACAAAAAGAGCCUUUUCCUCUCCUGAA
This is a messenger RNA of Mustela lutreola (European mink), 4775 nucleotides long. It is a transcript of the gene SHE, whose product is annotated as Src homology 2 domain containing E. Bases 383 to 1801 code for a protein of 472 amino acids. The transcript is spliced from 6 exons. Gene Ontology annotation, molecular function: phosphotyrosine residue binding. Lineage: Eukaryota; Metazoa; Chordata; Mammalia; Carnivora; Mustelidae. The record is from RefSeq and is a predicted model, not a curated record.